This is a messenger RNA of Odobenus rosmarus divergens (Pacific walrus), 2880 nucleotides long. RefSeq names its product phosphate regulating endopeptidase homolog, X-linked (gene PHEX). Gene Ontology annotation, biological process: protein processing. NCBI's taxonomy places the organism in Eukaryota, Metazoa, Chordata, Mammalia, Carnivora, Odobenidae. Gene Ontology annotation, molecular function: metalloendopeptidase activity. The transcript is spliced from 23 exons. The record is from RefSeq and is a predicted model, not a curated record. The coding region runs from base 356 to 2605 and encodes 749 amino acids. Gene Ontology annotation, cellular component: plasma membrane.
UCAGGCGAGCAGAAUGAUUAGUGCAAAAGAAUUACGUGAUUCAUUGAGACCUUAAAACGGGUCCAGAGAAUCCCUGCCACCUAACUUAUCAUGGUUUGGGGGAGUUUGAUGAGAAUCCAGUUUUGAUAAAGACAAUUGUUUUUUCCUCCCAAAGUGACUAUACAUUUAAAUAGCUAAAACAUCUGUUCAGCCACAUAGUAAAACAUGUACACUCAGAACGCCUGAGAGAAAAGCCUGCCAAAUCAUCGUGGAAGAGCAAGAGAACCUUGGAUGUCAACGCCUAACAGACUCUUGAGACCAGCCACCAAACCAUAAAAAGUGACCUUCUCUUCGCGUGGCCUCUACGUCCCUCCUGAUGGAGGAAGAAAUGGGGAGCAGCACGGAGACUGGAAAGACAGCCAAUAGGGGCACUCGAAUUGCCCUGGCUGUGUUCAUUGGUGGCACCCUUGUGCUGGGCAUGAUCCUCUUUCUAGUGAGUCAAGGUUUCUUAAGUCUCCAAGCUAAACAGGAGUACUGCCUGAAGCCAGAAUGCAUCGAAGCUGCUGCUGCCAUCUUGAGUAAGGUAAAUUUCUCUGUGGACCCUUGUGAUAAUUUCUUCCGGUUUGCUUGUGAUGGCUGGAUAAACAGUAAUCCGAUUCCUGAAGAUAUGCCAAGCUAUGGGGUUUACCCUUGGCUGAGACAUAACGUUGACCUCAAGUUGAAGGCACUUUUGGAGAAAUCCAUCAGUAGAAAGCGGGACACUGAAGCCAUACAGAAAGCCAAAAUCCUUUAUUCAUCUUGCAUGAAUGAGAAAGCGAUUGAAAAAGCAGAUGCCAAACCAUUGCUACAUAUCCUGCGGCAUUCACCUUUCCGCUGGCCUGUGCUUGAAUCUAAUAUUGGUCCUGAAGGAGUUUGGUCAGAGAGGAGGUUCAGUCUUUUGCAUACCCUUGCAACGUUUCGUGGUCAAUACAGCAAUUCUGUGUUCAUCCGAUUGUAUGUGUCCCCUGAUGACAAGGUGUCCAACGAGCACAUUUUGAAGCUGGACCAAGCAACUCUCUCCCUAGCCGUGAGGGAAGACUACCUGGAUAAUACCACAGAAGCCAAGUCUUAUCGGGAUGCCCUUUACAAGUUCAUGGUGGAUACGGCUGUGCUUUUGGGAGCUAAUAGCUCCCGAGCGGAGCAUGACAUGAAGUCAGUGCUUAGAUUGGAAAUUAAGAUAGCGGAGAUAAUGAUUCCACAUGAAAACCGAACCAGUGAGGCCUUGUACAACAAAAUGAACAUUUCCCAGCUGAGUGCUAUGAUUCCCCAGUUUGACUGGCUGGGCUACAUCAAGAAGGUCAUCGAUGUCAGACUGUACCCUGGCCUGAAAGACAUUGGCCCCGCAGAGAACGUGGUCGUCCGUGUCCCGCAGUACUUUAAGGAUUUGUUUAGGAUAUUAGGCUCUGAGAGGAAGAAGACCAUUGCCAACUAUUUGGUGUGGAGGAUGGUUUAUUCCAGAAUUCCAAACCUUAGCAGGCGUUUUCAGUAUAGGUGGCUCGAAUUCUCACGGGUAAUUCAGGGGACUACAACUUUGUUGCCUCAAUGGGACAAAUGUGUAAACUUUAUCGAAAGCGCCCUCCCUUAUGUUGUUGGGAAAAUGUUUGUGGAUGUACACUUCCAGGAAGACAAGAAGGAGAUGAUGGAGGAAUUGAUUGAGGGUAUUCGCUGGGCCUUUAUUGACAUGCUGGAGAAAGAAAAUGAGUGGAUGGACACUGGGACAAAAAGGAAAGCCAAAGAAAAGGCGAGAGCUGUUUUGGCAAAAGUUGGCUAUCCUGAGUUUAUAAUGAAUGAUACUUAUGUUAAUGAAGACCUCAAGGCAAUCAAGUUUUCAGAAUUCGACUACUUUGGCAAUGUCCUGCAGACCCGCAAGUACUUAGCACAGUCUGAUUUCUUCUGGCUGCGAAAAGCGGUUCCAAAAACAGAGUGGUUCACAAAUCCAACGACCGUCAAUGCCUUCUACAGUGCAUCCACUAACCAGAUCCGGUUUCCAGCAGGAGAGCUCCAGAAGCCCUUUUUUUGGGGAACAGAAUAUCCUCGAUCUCUGAGUUAUGGAGCUAUAGGAGUAAUUGUUGGACAUGAAUUUACACAUGGAUUUGAUAAUAAUGGUAGAAAAUAUGAUAAAAAUGGAAACCUGGAUCCUUGGUGGUCUACUGACUCAGAAGAAAAGUUUAAAGAAAAAACAAAGUGCAUGGUUAACCAAUAUAGCAACUAUUAUUGGAGGAAAGCUGGCUUAAAUGUGAAGGGAAAGAGGACCCUGGGAGAAAAUAUUGCUGAUAAUGGAGGUCUGCGGGAAGCUUUUAGGGCCUACAGGAAAUGGAUAAAUGACAAGAGGCAGGGAGUUGAGGAGCCUCUCCUACCAGGCAUCAUCUUCACCAACAACCAGCUCUUCUUCCUGAGUUAUGCUCACGUGAGGUGCAAUUCCUACAGACCAGAAGCUGCCCGAGAACAAAUCCAAAUUGGUGCUCACAGCCCCCCUCAGUUUAGGGUCAAUGGUGCAGUUAGCAACUUCGAAGAAUUCCAGAAAGCCUUUAACUGUCCACUGAAUUCCACGAUGAACAGAGGCCUGGACUCCUGCCGGCUCUGGUAGCUGGAACCCUGGUGUAUGCCGGCCCGAGAGCCAUGCAGUACCAGUAGAGGCCACACGGAGUGCUCAUCGCCACUGCUUUCAGCCUAUAUUCCCCGCCCCGCCCCCCAGGACUCCUGUUUUUAGCGCAUCUUCCUUAUUUGGGUGUUGGUUGGAUCUAAACAGUAUAUUCAAAUUGUAGGGCUCAAAAAAAUGGAAUCCGAGAAGGGAUCCGAGUAUGUUUCUUUACAAAACCAAACUAACAAAAAUAAAUCUCUAGGCCCCUUUUGUUAAAACAU